Messenger RNA from Diplodia corticola, 699 nucleotides. Its product is annotated as nicotinamide n-methyltransferase protein. The transcript has 3 exons. NCBI's taxonomy places the organism in Eukaryota, Fungi, Ascomycota, Dothideomycetes, Botryosphaeriales, Botryosphaeriaceae. The coding region runs from base 1 to 699 and encodes 232 amino acids. The record is from RefSeq and is a predicted model, not a curated record.
AUGGCCUACGACGACAGCUUCCUCGCCAGCUUCUCCGAGGACUUUGUGGAGCUGCCGCAAUACAAGGCUGCGAGCACCUCGACCAUCGACUUUGACGGCCUGCUCAGCCGCCCACUCAAGCUGCACGAGGAUCUAAAGGGAGGAUGCGGCGGCCAGCUGUGGCCCGCCGGCAUGGUGCUGUCGCGCUACCUGCUGCGCCAGCACAAGCACGACCUCAAGGGCUGCUCAAUAGUUGAGCUCGGCGCCGGUGGCGGGCUCGUCGGCCUGGCCGUCGCCCUCGGCUGCGACAUCUCGGCCAGCGAGAAGCAGCCGCUGUACAUCACCGACCAGGAGCCCAUGUUCGCCCUCAUGCAGCAGAACACGGCCCUCAACCACCUCUCCGCCCGCGUCAAGCCGCUCAUCUACGACUGGGGCACCGCGCCGCCCGCCGACAUACCCGCGCCGCCCGACGUGAUAUUGGCUGCCGACUGCGUAUACUUCGAGCCUGCCUUCCCGCUGCUGCAGAAGACUCUGGAGGACCUGAUUGGCCCCAAUACCGUUUGCUACUUCUGCUUCAAGAAGAGGAGAAGGGCGGAUUUGCACUUUGUCAAGGCGAUAAAGAAGACGUUUGACGUGCAGCCCGUCGCGGAUGACCCGGACAAGGACGCUUACGGGAGGGAGAACAUCUUCUUGUUCAAGAUUACGCAGCGCAAGAACUGA